AAAGUUUGUGUUUUGAAAGCAGGUGGAAUCACAAGAAAAAUGGACAAACUGAAGAUAGCUGAAUGGGGAGAGAAGCUGAAGACCGGAGGAGCUCAAAUGAGCCGGAUGGUGAGCGGGAAAGUGAAAGAGAUGCUUCAAGCUCCGACCUUGGAAUCGAAAAUGGUGGACGAAGCUACUCUAGAGACGUUGGAGGAGCCCAACUGGGGAAUGAACAUGAGGAUUUGCGCUCAGAUCAACAACGAGGAGUUUGACGGCACCGAGAUUGUUAGAGCCAUCAAGAGGAAGAUCUCUGGUAAGAGCCCCGUGAGCCAAAGGCUGAGCCUUGAGCUUCUGGAGGCUUGCGCUAUGAACUGCGAGAGGAUCUUCUCUGAAGUUGCUUCUGAGAAAGUUCUUGAUGAGAUGGUUUGGUUGAUCAAGAACGGAGAAGCUGAUUCCGAGAACAGAAGCCGAGCUUUUCAGCUUCUUAGAGCUUGGGGACAAUCCCAAGAGCUUGCUUACCUUCCUGUAUUCCAGCAGACUUAUAUGAGCUUAGAAGGAGAAAGCGGUUUAAACGCUCGUGGUGAGGAUAAUCCAUUGUCGGGACAAAGUUCUCUGGAGUCUCUUAUGCAACGUCCUGUUCCAGUUCCUCCACCUGGUAGCUAUCCGGUUCCUAAUCAAGAACAGGCUCGUGGAGACGAUGAUGGUCUUGACUAUAACUUUGGAAACUUAUCUAUCAAGGAUAAGAAAGAACAGAUUGAGAUUACACGGAACAGCCUUGAAUUGCUCUCUAGCUUGUUGAACACCGAAGGAGAGCAGAACCACACAGAGGAUGAUCUAACGGUAAGCCUGAUGGAGAAGUGCAAGCAAUCACAGCCGUUAAUUCAAAUGAUCAUAGAGAGCACAACAGACGACGAGGGAGUUCUUUUUGAGGCGCUGCAUCUGAACGAUGAACUCCAACGAGUUUUAUCUAUUUACAAGAAGCCUGAUGAAGCAGAGAAGAAAGCAUCCAUGGUGGUGGAACAAGAAUCAUCGGGAAGCAAAGAUGCUGGUCCGAAGCCAACAGAGGAAGAACAACCUGUGAAGAAAAAGGAAGAUGAUGAUGAUGGCACAAUACAUUCACAAGCAUCAGGAUCCUCCAACAAAAAUGUCGUAGAAGAUAAGCAGGUGAAAAUAGAGCUCGGGUUAUCGAGUGAUGAAGAUGAGAAAUGA
Thlaspi arvense is the source of this 1188-nucleotide messenger RNA. NCBI's taxonomy places the organism in Eukaryota, Viridiplantae, Streptophyta, Magnoliopsida, Brassicales, Brassicaceae. The record is from the annotation of a GenBank genome assembly.